This is a messenger RNA of Dermacentor silvarum, 918 nucleotides long. RefSeq names its product probable ATP-dependent RNA helicase DDX5. Gene Ontology annotation, molecular function: ATP binding; RNA helicase activity; RNA binding. The record is from RefSeq and is a predicted model, not a curated record. Bases 1 to 918 code for a protein of 305 amino acids. The transcript is spliced from 2 exons. Gene Ontology annotation, cellular component: ribonucleoprotein complex; cytoplasm; nucleus. NCBI's taxonomy places the organism in Eukaryota, Metazoa, Arthropoda, Arachnida, Ixodida, Ixodidae.
AUGGCUAGGGAAGUUCACCAGGUAGCCCGCGACCUCCAGGAGUGCACGACGGUUGGAGUGGCGUGCCUCUCUUGUCGCGAACCUAAAGAACCGCAGCUGGAGGACCUCGAGAAAUGUCCUCAGAUCUGCAUCGCGACUCCCAGCCGUCUCCUCGCCUUCCUGAAAGAAGGCAGGCUGCGCCUCUUCAGAUGCACCUACGUGGUGUUAGACGGAGCAGACCGCAUUGUGGAUAUGGGCCUCGAGGUCGAAAUUCAGGCCAUUGCAGAGUGGAUCCGUCCUGACCACCAGACGCAAAUAUGGCUGACCUCGCUAACCCAUAACGUACAUCCGCUCUGCGAGGACCUACUGGAUGACUACGUUCAGGUCAGCAUCGGGGUAAAGCCAGCGCCUCGUGCCCUGACCGUCGAGCAGGUCGUUUUUGUCGGUGAUGAGGCAGAGAAAAGCGAGCGGCUCAUAGCGAUUCUGCAGGACAUUCUCAACAAGCGACACCAUAAAGUCAUAGUUUUCGUUGAAUCGAAGCAGGCAGUGGACCGCCUUGUGGGCAUGUUGGUGUUUCGGGAUUUUCCUGCUAUUGGCAUCCACAGCAAAAGACGGAAAAAGAACGGAACUGGGCUAUUGCCUCGUUUCGCGCCAGCAGGCGCUCCCAUCCUGGUGUCGACCGACUUGGGCGCGCAAGAACUGGACGCCACCGGUGGCGUACGCUUCGUCAUCAACUACGACUACCCCACGCGUGCCGAGGGCUACAUGAGGCGCCUGAAUCACGUCUCGCACCCUCAUGAGCCCGGUGUGGCGUACACGUUCUUCGCGCACCACGAUAGGCGCCACGCCGCGGACCUUGUCUUUAUUCUUCGCGAGGCUAAGCAGCAAAUUCCGGACGAACUCAAAGAGUUUGCUAAGAGCGAGCUUGGCGUUCUCUGA